Molecule: messenger RNA, 1077 nt
Organism: Kwoniella shivajii
Lineage: Eukaryota; Fungi; Basidiomycota; Tremellomycetes; Tremellales; Cryptococcaceae
Product: glutamine synthetase
Exons: 5
Coding region: 1-1077 (358 amino acids)
Cellular component (GO): cytoplasm
Molecular function (GO): glutamine synthetase activity
Source: RefSeq, a predicted model, not a curated record
AUGUCUACCCUAAUUGCUACCAAGCGAGUUGACCUCCUCGCUCCUUAUCUUGCCCUUGACCAAGGUUCAAAGAUUCAAGCCGAAUACAUCUGGAUUGACGGUGAAGGUGGUCUCCGAUGUAAGACCAUGACCCUCGAAAAGGCUCCUUCUUCCGUUUCAGAUCUUAAGGAAUGGAACUUUGAUGGUUCUUCCACUGGUCAAGCUCCUGGCGACAACUCUGAUGUCUUCCUCCGACCCGUUGCCAUUUUCAAAGACCCCUUCCGAGGUGGUGCUAACAUUCUUGUCCUCUGUGAAUGUUACGACAACGACGGUACACCCAACAAGUCCAACUACCGAUCUCACUGCAAGAAGGUCAUGGAUGACUGUAAAUCUCACGAGCCUUGGUUCGGUCUUGAACAAGAGUACACUCUUUUCGACGCUGAUGGACAAGUCUUCGGCUGGCCCAAGAACGGUUUCCCCGGUCCCCAAGGUCCUUACUACUGUGGUGUCGGUGCCGGUCGAGUCUUCGCCCGUGAUUUCAUCGAGGCUCACUACCGAGCAUGUCUUUACGCCGGUGUAAACAUCUCUGGUAUCAACGCCGAAGUCAUGCCUGCUCAAUGGGAGUUCCAAGUUGGUCCUUGUGAGGGUAUUGAUAUGGGUGAUCAUCUCUGGAUGGCUCGAUUCCUCCUUCUCAGAAUCGGUGAGGAAUGGGGUAUCAAACCCUCUCUCCACCCCAAGCCUCUCAAGGGAGACUGGAACGGUGCUGGUUGUCACUCCAACUACUCCACCAAAGAGAUGCGAACCCCUGGUAAAGGUAUGGCCGCUAUUGAGGAUGCUAUCAAGAAGCUUGAGAAGAAGCAUCUCGAACACAUUGCUGUGUACGGUGAAGACAACGAUCAACGAUUAACCGGUAAACACGAGACAGCGUCAAUGACUCAAUUCUCCGCUGGUGUUGCCAACCGAGGUGCAUCCAUUCGAAUUCCUCGACACGUUGGUGUUCAAGGUUACGGUUACCUCGAAGAUCGACGUCCCGCUUCCAACGUUGACCCUUACCGAGUCUCCGCCAUCCUCUGUGAGACCACCCUUCUCAACAACUAG